AGCACUAGCUAAAAAAUUGGUUUAAACAUCAGCUUUAAUAUUCUUUCCAAAAAAAAUUAAUAUUCUUGAUAUAAUUGUCCAUCAAUCUCUCUUUUUUAUUUUACUAAGUUCUUGAUCUCAAAGACACCCUGUAGCAAUGAGAUCCAGAGUCUAAUUAUAUACUCUGUGGAAAACCUUUAUUGGUUUUUGAAUUUCCCGCUUCUAAACUUCAUUGGAUGUUCCUUUGUACUUGUGUUAGGAGACAGGCAAAACAGAUGGGUCUUGUCUAGCUUCUCUAUUUUAUAUACUUUUGUUAUGUCCCCUCUUGUCUCCUUUUUUAAAAUAAAAAAACUGCAAUCUUUUAAAUCUCUCUUCACAUGAGAAUUUUCCCAUGUCUCCAGCUAUUCUCCUUAUCCUUUUUUGAACACCACUCUAAUUCUACAAUAUCCUUUUUGAGAUGGGGUAACUAAUACUGCAUACAAUAUUCUAGAUGAGGCCACACUACUUUGAUUGAUAUGAAGGUAUUAUAAUAUUCUAUUAGUCAUGUCCCAUUCCUUGUGCAUCCUAACGUUUAGAUUUUUUAAAAAUGCUGCAGCAUAUUGAGCCAAGGGCUUCAUUGCGCUGUUCAGAGUGAUGCCCAGGUCCUCGUCCUGGGUUGAGAGAGUUAAUCUAGAGCGCUAUAAGAUGUAUAAGAUAAUUUUUCCCUUCAGUAUAUAUUACUUGCAUUUAUCAAUACUGAAUUUUAUUCACCAUCAUGUUACCUAUUUGCCUAGCUUGUUGAUGUCUCUCUGAAGUUCCUCACAGUCCUCUCUGUUCCUGACUAACCUAAAUAACUUUGUCAUUGCAACUUUUACACCUCACUUCUCACCACUAUUUCCAGACCAUUGUUUAAUACUACAGGGCCUACUCUGGAAUUUUGAGGCACCCUGUUAACUUUUUACAGUAAGGAAAACCAAGUAAUCCUACUCUUUGCUUAAUUUCUCCUCGCCAAUUUUUGAUCCAUAACAAUGCUUUGCCUCUUAUCCCGUGACUGCUUAGCUUCUUAUAGUCUUUUGUGUGGGACUUCGUCAAAGGCCUGUUUGGACAUCUAAAUAAAUUCUUGUCUGGUUCUCCUUUAUCCACUACUUUACUGAUGUAUUCAAAGAACUGUAAGAAAUUAGUGAGACAUUAUUUUCCUGUGUAGAAACCAUGCUGGUUAGACCCAAUCAUCAUACCAUGAUCUUCCAAGUGUUUUAUUUGUUUUUUAAUCAUUUCAAAUAAUUUGUCCAGGUAUAGAUGUAAGUCUUACUGGUCUGUAAUUCCCCAGAUCACCAUUACAGCCUUUUUAAAAUAUAGUUACAACACGGGGCUUAAUGGAGGAAUCGCAGAAACUGUUAAGAUGUUUUAAGCAUAAAGCUUAAGCAUGAGAGAGGUCACACAGACACUGUCAAUUUGCAAUGUGGUCAGUUUUACAGAAAUUAAAUGUUGUUUAAUUAAUACACUUACCCCUGAAUACUGCUUCUACUCUUUGUGAUUUUACUAUCAUAGUUUCCUAUCCCUUAAAAAUACUUUUCUCUUUCCUGUUGUUUGUGAAAAAUUUACACAGACAACAGGGAAACAAGACUCUCAUCCUGUUUGCAUUUUACAUAGCUGGCCUCUUGUGCCUGCAUGGAGUUCCACUGGUCUCUAUGGGAACCACAUGGGCACAGGGAUCUGACCCUGUGGAACAGCCUGUAGGAUGGAGCCUUAAGUGUUGUCAAAUCCACAAAGUAAGCAAGCUGAAAAAAAAUGUUUAUUCCUCUGUCAUUUCUAGUAAUCUUAGAUAUUGCUUGUAACUAUAGUAGAUAUAAAUAGUUUCAAACAGAAGUGUGAAUUUAAAAUUGAUUGUGUGCCUUAAAGUAGAAGGUAGUCACAAGGUCUGGAUAAAAGUCAGAAUUCACUCUUUUGUUACAAGCAUUUAGUACUACAACUUUAGCUGGGCCCCAAUCCUGUAGCUAGGUCCAGCCACACAGAAUUUAUUGCAGGAUGAAGUCCCUGAAUGAAUAAAUAAAAAACUCAUUAUUGGCUUUAACUUGGCAAGAGUCAUUUUUGAGCAAAGUAACUUCCAAAACUGAUCUAUCACCCCCAAAUAAAUUAACUAAUUAAUUAAGGUAAAUAUUCAAAGCAUUUUGCAGACAUUUUCUUUUUCAUGUACUUGCACAGCGUGUAUGACAGGAUAUCUGGAAGAUUAGAAAAAAUAAGUAAUCUGAAAGAGAAAAUCAGAGGUAUGUGCUGUUGAAAGAAUAUAGAAAGAAUUAGCGUGUCAAGUGUGGCUUCCCUGUUUUUGCAGGCAAAAGUCUGCGUUGUAACAAAUUAUGAACUGUUGUCCAGAUCCUCAGAGGUAUUUAGGUGCCUAACUGCCUUUGAACCUGGGCCUGUGUGUUUUGGAUUCUGUGGGCUGACAAUAUAUUGCAGUAUUUUAUGAGAAUAGAAGAACAGAUCCAGGCAGUCGCUCCUUGAUUUGGCAUUAUAACUGCAUACACAGACUCUGUUUUCCAUAUAACGUUUUGAAGUUAAAAAACACUGUGUAAUUGCAAAGUAGGAAGCACGGUCUUGUGGUUAAGGCACUGCACUGGUAUUUAGGGGUUCUAAAUUCAGUUUGAGUCCCUCCCACAAACUUUUCACAUGAUUUUGCAUAAUUCAAGGCCCCCCGACCAUGAAAUUUUUUCUGUGUGGGUGAUGCCCACUCCAAUAGUUGGAUCCAGGAAGGCAUGACUCACCUGCAUUGAUCCAUUUGUAGCAAUGGCCUUUGCUGCCUCACAUCCCCAUUUGUAAAAUGGAAAUAAUAAUACUUGUGCACCUUAAUGGGAUUUGGCAGUGCUGGUCAGAGCAGCUGAUACAAAGCAAAGAGAUGACUAGUAGGUUUAAAAUAAACAUUAGAAUUGUAGGGGAACGCUUUUUGUUAAAGAGGGGCUUUCCGAUUUCUGUCAAAAACCUAAAAGCAUUCACUUCUCACCUGUGGGGUUUGUUUGCCUGGAUUUUUCAGUCCAUGUUUACUAAUCCCUGAAGCUGUUCUUCCUAAUCUAGGGUUUCAAGCAAUGCAGUACCCAGUGGGCCGGGAUGGGGGGCGGAGCGAGAUAGUGCUUUAUAUACUGAAAAGCAUCUGGGUCCAGCAAAAGUGCGGGGGGACUUUGGGCACCGCUUCUACGGAAGCCAUGGGGGGGGGGGGGGUCGUUAAAAUGUACAGAGUGCCUUGCUACCAGCUACAAUUUGCGGCGGGUGGGCCAGGGAACGCUCAGUGUUGCAACAAUGGCCUGGCAGGGCCCUAAACUUUGGUGCUCUUCCUGCACCGUGGAGCAGCAGAGCCUACCAGCGCAGAACAGCCUCUGGGCUCCCCACAGCAAGCCAAGCCGCUGUAAUGACACAAACUGCAACCGGCACAUUUUCCCAGCAGGCGGAAGCCCCUGUCCAAGAGACUACUAGCCCUUUAAGGGCAGAACCCUCCCCGGAGAGACCAGCAACUUUUGCGACAGAGCGCGGUUGUGACGCAAUCAGCGGGCGUUCGAUGGAACGCGUCAGCCGGUUCCAGCGGGCCGGCGGGAGGGACGCCUUUCACCCAGCAGCGGGAGCGAAGGGGGAUGGUGGAGCAGGGACCAUGGCUCCUGCCGCCGCCGCCGUCGCCGUGCAGCCGCCCGAGAUCCAGUUCGCGCAGAGAUUGGCCGCCAACGAGAAGCGGAGCCGGGACCGGGCGGUGAAGAAGCUGCGCGGCUACAUCAGCCUCCGGACCCAGAGCCCGGCGGGUGGCUUCAGCCAAGAAGAAUUAUUAAAAAUAUGGAAAGGACUAUUUUAUUGUAUGUGGAUGCAGGAUAAACCUCUGCUACAGGAGGAACUAGCAAGUACUAUCUCCCAACUUAUCCAUGUCGUUCAGAAUAUAGAGGCUCAGCACCUGUUCAUUCAGACCUUUUGGCAAACCAUGAACCGUGAAUGGAAUGGGAUAGACAGACUGCGCCUUGAUAAAUACUACAUGCUAAUCCGCAUGGUUUUGAGGCAGUCUUUCGAGGUACUGAAAAGAAAUGGAUGGGAUGAAAGUCUGAUUGAGCCAUUUCUGCAUCUGUUAAUGAAGGAAGUUAUGCACCCAGAGAGUAAUGCUCCCAGUGGGAUAAAAUUCCAUUUUAUUGACAUUUAUCUGGAAGAACUGGCUAAAGCUGGAGCCAAGGAGCUCACAGCAGACCAGAAUCUCAAGUUUAUUGAACCAUUCUGCAAAAUUGCUGCCAAAUCUAAGGAUCGUCACCUGAUGCAAGCAGUAGCCCGGGGUAUCUUUGAAGCCAUUGUGGAUCAGUCCCCUUUUGCCAUUGAAGAUCUAAUGAAAGAAUUGAAAACAAGCGGUGAUGGCGAUGUUGAGCUAUCCGAGGGAGAUGAAGCGGAAAACGAGCCACUAAUGACCAAAGACAAACGUUUAUCAAAAAAAUCUGCACUGGGCAUUGAAGAACAAGAGGACCUUUCUGAAAAUGCCGAUGAAAACAUUGGUCCUGUUCUCCAGUUUAACUACAAAGCUGUUGCUGACAGACUUUUUGAAUUGGCCAGCAGAAAAAAUACACCUGCCUUUAACAGAAAACGUCUGUACAAAUUGGUCAAAAAGUUCCAGGACCUAGCAGAAGGAAUCUUCCCACAAGAUGAUUUCCCUGAAGAUGUUUCUACAGACGAAGAUGACGAUACAUUCAGCAGGGGCAGGCGAAAGAAAAAAGUUGUCAAAUCCUUGGAGAAAGCCAAGCUGGAAAAAGAAAAAGAGAAGGAUGGAAAAGAGGCAUCAAGUAUGGAGGAAGAUGAUGCAUCAGGACUCCAGAAGAAGAGGAAGAGGCGGAAGAAGAGGGACUGUCAAAUUGCAGACUCGGGCACAGCUGAUGGGACAAGUGAGGAGGGGGUACCUGAUGCAGUUGAACCUGAAGAACCCAACAAGGGCAGAGCACCAGAAACUAGUAAAAGAAAAAAUAAAUCUCUAGACCAAGAAGCAACUGAGACUGGAAUUGGAGUAAUCAGCAGUGGAGGAGAUGGCGACAGCUGUGCACAGGAUGCUCUGACGGACGUGAUGCAGAAUAAAAGGAGACAACUCAAGAAAAAGAAUACAAAACUGCAGAAGGUUCAUGUAGAACUUGUAUCUCAAAAUGGACCAGCUAAUGCCAGUGCCCUGUGGGAUGGCAGUGACUCUGCCACUGUAACUACUACCAAGAUGGUAAAAAAGAAACAGAAAAUGGGGACUGUCUUACUCAAUGGCUUAUCUGAACAGGCUGCUCUUCAGUCAGAACAGGAAAGCUUUCAGAAUAGCCUUACAGGAGAAGGGGACUUUGAAUCCACACUGCCCCAAAAAGUCAAAUUGAAGAAAAAACCUAAGUUGGGCAGUUUAGACGGGCUCAGGGUCUCAAACCAGAAACCACCAUCCCUGAAAAAGAAGAGGAAGAUCAAGGAAGUGAUAAACUCUGUGGAAGUGAAGGGAUUUCUUGAGGCUGCAUGCAAGAAAAGCAAAAAGAGUGAGAUUGGUGGCACUCUCACUCCAUUAAAGAAAAAGAAGGCAAAGACAGGGAAUGACUUCAUGAAAUUUGAAAAAACAACUUUACCAAAGCCAGUGUUCUUCAGGAAAGCCAAAGGCAGCCUCUCUUCAACCAGAGCCUCCAUGCAGUUAAGCAUGCUGCAGUGUUCCAGCUCCAAAAAAGUCACCUUUGGAUUGAAUAAGAACAUGACUGCAGAAUUUAAAAAGACAGACAAAAGUAUCUUAGUGAGCCCAGAAGGAGCCUCCCGGGUGGCUUUCAACCCUGAACAAAAGCCUCCCCAUGGGGUGCUGAAGUCACCUGGUACACCCACAGGAGAGCCCCAGAUGAAGAAAUCAUUUGUAACACCAGCUAAGAAGAGACCAACUGCUAUGGACUUCUUUUAAGCCAACUUGGAGUGGCCUACUUUUGUACAUGACAUUUCAGGAAACUAGAACUUUCUCUGGAGGUAUUUUGGACUUCUCUAUUUUUUUAAAUUGCUCUGAAGUGUAUAUAAAAAGUUCUGAUUAUGACCUGGGAUACGGCUGAUUUUACCACAUUUUCAGCUGUACCUUGUGAAGUACCUUGUUCCACCUGUUACAGAAAAGGGAUUAAAAUGAAACUCUGCCCAGGUUUCCAAAAGGUGUGGUCUCUCCCCAUGACAUUCUCAAGAGAUUUGCUAGUUAAAGAAUGUUAAGGUCAAUACUUCGAGACUGAUUAAGAAAACUUGCUCUUCAAGCUGCUUGACUGUCUUCAGCAGGUCAGGAUGUUAAAAAGAAAAUGUGGAUGUUUAAACCUACUAGUCAGCUGUCAGUGUAUUUACAGAUUUGCUCCUGACUAUUGCCUCGUAUGUCAUUCUGAUCACUGGCAUUCUGGUUUAGCCUUUUUCUACUAAUGAGCUGUUUAAUCGACUUCUGACGAUUGAAACCUAGUGUCUCUGUUUUAAUGGACCACUUCACUUUCAGUAGCCUUCCUCAUGGCACCAAACUUUUUUCCAUGGAUUAGAAAUAAAGUAGCUGUUCAGAUGAUCAUUUCAUCUACAAACCCCUGACAUUGAUUGGCCAGUCAGCUGCUUAUAUGCAAACCACCUGAAUAUCUGUAAAACAAGUGCCAAAUCUGACUUGUACUUCACUAUCACUUGUGGUGGCAGAGUUGGCUUUUCCACAUUCUUCCUUUUACCUACUACAACUGCAAUAAUGCUAUCAUAUUUGAGAAGUCUCUUGUAUUUUAAUGUUCAGUUCUGUCUUCUUUCCCAAAGAGAUUGCAAAAGUUUCAAAACAGUCUUUGUUUCCUCCUCUAUCAAUUGGCGUCACUACAUUUUGAGCAGAGGUCAGACUUUCAUUCACUGAAUGAAGUUUAUACCAUAUUAAAGCAAGUGAGAUCAGAAUAGUGCAUCUUUGUUUAGAAUACGCAUCUCUCUGAAAACCUUGGUGCCUUUAAAAACAAGGUAGAGCUUUAUAGCCCAAGCAGCUCAUAGUUUUUUCUUUAAGGUAGAACCAGAAGCAUUAUUUCUACAGGAUUUUUUUUUUUUUUUGGUAUGUUUUAUUCUGCAUGGAAUAUUCAGGUAUUCUAUGAUUAUCCUAUGAUUUGACUUUUGUUUUAAUUUUGUUUCUUACUCUUAUGACUUCAGUCAAGAAUGAGAGAAACUUCUGUAACAGACCAUUAAUUUAUUCUGACAAAUUAUGAUGGGGCAGGGGGGAACUAUUCUAUAAUCUGGUGCAGUAGGUCUUUUCUGAAAGACCUGCUUAUAGAAAAAGAUUUGAACCAGACCUUUGCUUUGGACUUCAGUCUUAAAGCACAAUGGAGUGUCAGGACACAACUAUUCAUUUAAUUUCCCUCUGUUACUUCUGGGAAUCCAUAGGCACAGAAAGCCUAUAUCAUUAUCUUGUCAUAUCAAAACUCAGAUGUUUACUUCAGCCAACGGAGUAAAUAUGUAACAUCUAUCUAGAAAGAUAGAUAGAUCCAUAUCUUUUGACCAGUAUUUGGUACCUGCUGUCCUCUGCCAAAUAGUUCCAACAGCUACUAGAAUGAAACUGUACCUUCUGAGAAACCAGUUCAUUUACAAUUUCUCCAAAAUGUUGUAUAAUUGUAAAUUGAUGGUGCUCAGUGUUAAAUGGCUCUUGCUAUUACGCUAAAUUAAUGCCAGUCCAUGGCUUGUGGUACUGACAUGAGAGUUUUAGAAAAUCAUUUAGUCGUGCUGUUUGAAUGUUACUACUCAGUCAAAAUGAAGGACUGAAUUUCAGUGGGCUGUAUUUUUUGUUAUUGAUCUGGCUGCUCAAUAAAGAACUAAGGAGCAUACAUCUGACAACAAUAUUAAUAUUUACGGUUUGGUACAUUAUUAAUUUAUAAAUAUGAGAAAUUCUCAUUGUAUCGAAGAAAAUGACUUAUUCUGAGAAGACAGUGGUGAGUAGGAGUUAACAAGGACUAAUCAAUAAUAUGUUGUGCUGUUUACCUUGUACUGUGGGUAAGAAGUCUCUUGUGGAAUAUGCAUAAUAGCAUUUGUAUGUGCAUGGACUUCAAUGCAUUAUGUUUGAGAUUCAGUAUUCCUCCAAGGAUGUAGAUGCAACACAAUCAGUGGGUUGAACCUGGUGUAUGUAGAGACACUGGUGAUCAGAAGUUGAAACAAAAUGUCCAUUUUUUUAAAAAUCUUUCUGCAAGCAUCUUUAAAUUAUCUCAUCCCUCUUUACUGGUUCUGGAUCCUGUGACCCAGUGCUUGUCCAAAUGUACUAUCGCCCACAGAUGCUAAAUGGUGUGGGUAAAAAUGGCAGUCACCGUUUAAUGAAUAUUGUAGUGAUAUGAUUGUUCAUUGGGGUUCAUGGAUUUAUGCAUACUGUGUCUGUACCAUUAUAUUGGUGGAAUGUCUUGUAAAUAUGCAUGUGUAGUAUGUAUUUCAUUUUCUUCAGUGGUGCCUGGAAUUUCAUUAAGGACAAGCUUUUAAGAAAACCCAAAAAACUGUCAUCGCAAUUUCUAGAUUAAAUUGAUUAAAUUACCCAGAACAUUUCAGUAAUGGAAAUUCCAAUAAACAUUUGAAGAUAAAUAAAAGGAGAAAUUAAUGCAACAUCUGGGAUACCCACUGUGCAAACACAAUUGUAGUACAAAGAAAUGGAUUUUUUUUAAAAGUGGGUUCUAAUCAGGUUGAUAUCACUUAAUAAUUUUAUUCCAAAUCUGCAGCUGCCAACCAUAUUCAGCGUUGAAAUAAACAGAAGGGUGGAGUUAAUGUGGUUAGGAUUAAAAAGACAAUAUUUCGUAAUGGGGAUCUCUCUCCAUUUUUUUAUAAAUCUGGUCAACUUUGUACUUGUCAAAUUUUUCUGAUGGUUUGUAAUUCUUUAUAGUUUUAGAUGAACUCAAAAGCACAGAACGAAUCCUCGAGGAAAACCUGUUUAAAAUUGUAUUUAAAAUAUCUGUCUGUAAAAGCUUUUAUUUUUUAUCAAAGCUUAAAGCUUUGUGCACUCUCGUUCCUUUUAUUCUCUUGUUUCCUGAACAUAACUUUUAUUGCAGGCAGGAAAUAUGUUUGUUGCAUUACUUUGUGUACAUCUGCAACUGCACUGUUAAUAUAAAUAUGGAUGGUUAAACAUUGGAUCUUUUAGUCAAGUCCAAUAAAACUGUCUUUUCUGUGGA
Chelonia mydas (Green sea turtle) is the source of this 9077-nucleotide messenger RNA. RefSeq names its product ribosomal RNA processing 1B (gene RRP1B). Gene Ontology annotation, biological process: rRNA processing. The record is from RefSeq and is a predicted model, not a curated record. Gene Ontology annotation, cellular component: preribosome, large subunit precursor; preribosome, small subunit precursor; nucleus. Lineage: Eukaryota; Metazoa; Chordata; Testudines; Cheloniidae. The transcript has 16 exons. Bases 3356 to 5866 code for a protein of 836 amino acids.